AUGGCGACUCUUUCGUUUCUUCUCUUGUUUUCUUUGCUUUCUUUCUCAUCAGCUCAGGACAUGUCCAUCCUGAGCUACGGUAACGCAAACCUAAAGACGAGUGGCAGUGGGAGGACGGAUGAAGAAGUGAUGGCCUUGUACGAGGAAUGGCCAGUGAAACAUGGCAAGUCGUACAACGGCCUGGGAGAGAGAGAUAAAAGGUUUGAGAUUUUUAAGGUUGAUCUGAGGUACAAAGACGAACAAAACACCUUGCCCAACAGGACGUACCAGCUCGGGCUAAACCAGUUCGCUGAUCUGAGCAACGAGGAGUACUGUUCCACUUACUUGGGAACCCGCCCUAACCCCAAAAGGAGGUUGGCCAAGACUUCCAGCGAUCGCUACUGUCCAAAAGUAGGUGAUAGCCUGCCGAACUCCAUUGACGGGAGAGAAAAAGAUGCUGUUCUUCUGGUCAAAGAUCAAGGAAGCUGUGAGUCCGAGCUUAUCUUCCGAGGGUUAGGUUCAAGGGCUGGUCUCCUUCGCUUCUUCAGAGUAAGACUCUUAGCCAACCGCCUGUUGACUACUCUUUACAUUGCAGAAGGGAAGAAAGUGAAAAGGCCGAUUGCAAUUGAAUAUGAUUCCUUUGCUGCGACAUCCAGUCUUGGUGGAUGA
Messenger RNA from Coffea arabica (coffee), 648 nucleotides. Its product is annotated as cysteine proteinase mucunain-like. The record is from RefSeq and is a predicted model, not a curated record. NCBI's taxonomy places the organism in Eukaryota, Viridiplantae, Streptophyta, Magnoliopsida, Gentianales, Rubiaceae.